GUGGCAUGGUUGCAGGUAAUGCUAGCAGUGGGCUCUGGAAUCAAGUUCAUGAUUGAGCAACCUCGUGGAUCCUGGAUGUUCAAACUCAAAUGCAUGCGGCGAUUCCAGAAAGCUGCCAAUUUGAGAUUGCUGAGCACACACAUGGGUGCUUUUGAUCACUUGAUGGAGAAACCAACAUGGCUCCUCACCAACUUGAGUGGAGGAGAACGCCUCGAGAAAUCCAUGAACAAAGAGCUCAGGGCAAAGAUCAAGAAAAGGCAACUAGAGCUGGGUGUGGUGCCUUAUAAGAAGAAAGAUGGCAAA
Durusdinium trenchii is the source of this 303-nucleotide messenger RNA. The record is from the annotation of a GenBank genome assembly. Lineage: Eukaryota; Dinophyceae; Suessiales; Symbiodiniaceae.